Messenger RNA from Monosiga brevicollis MX1, 705 nucleotides. RefSeq lists its product as uncharacterized. The record is from RefSeq and is a predicted model, not a curated record. Lineage: Eukaryota; Choanoflagellata; Craspedida; Salpingoecidae. Bases 1 to 705 code for a protein of 234 amino acids. The transcript has a single exon.
AUGAACUCGACCAUGAUGGAGACUGGACCUGCUGCUGCCUCCCCCGCGCGCCCUGCACGCAGCCGAAACAACAAGGCUCGCCAAGUCAACGGCAAUGGGUCUCCCGUGAGCACCCCAAACACGCCGACCAAAACACCGACCAAGAACUCGAGCAAGACCCGAACCCCAAAGUCGGCCCGAAAGCUGCAAGCCCAGCCGUCCAAUCAGCUUGCACCCUCUCCCCCCAAUUCGGCGCCACCCGACCUGGACCGUACCAACUCGCAUGCCUGCCCCUCGGAUGCUUAUCCCGAUCCGGCCUCUCUCCCCAUGCCCAACUUUGAGUUGUUGCGCCGAGCACGUCGCGCCUCUCCUUUGGCGGCUGGUGGCUCCCCACCAACACCAGCCCGGUCACUUGCUCUCUUUGAUGAGCCCCAUGCACCUUCGACCUCCAGCAAGGCUGGUGACAAGACCCACUUUAUGAGCCUUUUCAGCAAAGCCGCUUCUGCCUCAACCUCGGCACGCUCUCCGCCUUCUCUGGGCAGCUCCCCACCCCUGUCGUCCUCAGUGCCCAGCGACUUUCCUCACCUCAACCAUACCGCUACUCAACCUGCGGCUGGUGCCACCAUCCCUUCGUCGGCCUCGACCUCCCAGAUUGGAUUUGCUGCCCCCGACCACGCCUCGGCGUCGAUGCGCCUUUUGGCCCUGGUGAAACCAACCUCUUCGUAG